This is a messenger RNA of Angiostrongylus costaricensis, 690 nucleotides long. The record is from the annotation of a GenBank genome assembly. Lineage: Eukaryota; Metazoa; Nematoda; Chromadorea; Rhabditida; Metastrongylidae.
AUGAUGUACGACGACAUUGCACAUAACAAGCUGUUAGUUUCAAGAAAUCCAUAUCCUGGAAAACUUUUCAAUAGGCCCCAUGGUGAUGAUCUUUACCAAGGAUUGAAAAUUGAUUACAGGAAAUCAUCAGUCAACCAUGAAAAUUUUCUAAACAUCCUUAAGGGAAAUGCUACCGGAGUGAAAGGUGGAAAUGGACGCGUCAUUGAAAGUAAUCCGAACGACCGCAUCUUCGUCUAUUUCACUGAUCACGGUGCUGUUGGUGUAAUAGCGUUCCCGGAAGGAAUGCUAACUGCAAAGCAACUUAAUACGGCGUUAAACUGGAUGCAUGAAAAUGACCGCUACAAUCAGCUGGUGUUUUAUUUGGAAUCGUGCGAGAGCGGCUCAAUGUUUGAGAAAGUGCUGAAGAGUACCAUUAAUGAACAAUAUGAACGCGUGAAACGUCUAACAAACUUGUCACAUGUGAUGCACUUCGGUAAUCUUCUCAUCGCUGAGGAGCCUGUUGGCUGGUUUCAAGGGCAGCGUAAAACACAUCAGAAGGAGACUACUGAUGAGGAAUUGCAUGCGGUGUUUUCAUGGCCUUCACGAGACGUCGAGCUUAUGUAUCUUCAUCAACUCAAGGACGAAAUUGACGACAUUUUUGUCGCCAAAGAGCUACGUCGAGAAAUACGUAAAAUACAUCAGGUGCACUAA